AUGAUCUUAGAUUUGAGCCCUCAUUAUCAGGUGAAAGUGAAAAUGGAAUUUUGGUUGUAAUAAUUUAUUAUUAAAAUAAGUAACAACUUAAUAAAUCCUGGACAACUAAUUGUGUAACUAGAUGAGAUAUAGGCGUACAAUAAGUAGUAUAAUAAUGUCACAUAAUCAAGUUUUAAUGUACUGCCUCCAUAUGGUUAUUUUGAUAAUAUAAUAUUAUAAUAUCCACAGAGAAAACGAACCUCUUCAAUUUAUUUGGAAGUACAAGGAUUGGUAUAUUAUUUUACUUAUUUGAGUCGCAAUGUGGAAUUAGAACAUUUCAAUUUUAUAUUGAAAGAUGCCCAUAAGGAUGUGAGGUUUGUGACAAUUUUGAUUAUUUGGUUUGCAAUAAAUGGAAACUUCUCAACUUAAAUUUUAAUUAAUACCGCUUUUCAAAUCUUUAAGGAUGGUAGUCAUUUGAAUGGUAUAUUUAAUCAGUUAAUUUAUGUGCUGAUUGUCAUUUUCUUUACUAAUUUGGAAUUCAAUAUUUUGGAGUCCUACCUUCUCAUAAAGGAGUAAUGUUAAGAUUUUAUCGGAAGUAUGCUAUUGGUUCUAAAAAAAUCAAAAUCAAUGGAGCGAAUUAUGUAGUGUCAUAGCCAACAGACUUUUAUUAGAUUGAAUUAAUAAUUAAUGAUCACAUAGCCCCAAAUUUAAUUAUUGAAAUUGAAUAAGGAUAUAUAAGAGAUAUUGAAUUGUAUAAUUAACUGGAUGACAUAUAUUUGAAUCUUGAAAUUCGUAAUUGCUAUUCUGUUAUAAAUAACGAUUGUGUUAGUUGCUUAGAUGGAUGGGAAUUUGAAGAAAUCCAAAACGAAUGUUAUCCUUUAUGCAGAAAUCAAAUGAUUUAAGGGUUUGAAGAAUGUGAUGAUGGUAACGAUAUUCAAAAUGAUGGAUGUUAUGAGUGUAAAAUUUAAAUGCGAUGUCAAUUGUAUAUAUUGUGA
Messenger RNA from Paramecium octaurelia, 974 nucleotides. The record is from the annotation of a GenBank genome assembly. Lineage: Eukaryota; Ciliophora; Oligohymenophorea; Peniculida; Parameciidae.